UUGAAUUCAUCUUCAGAUGAUAUACAGUCAAUGAAAUGAUUCACACAACGCCUGAAGAAAUGAUCUUGAGAUAAUCUUAAAAGUAAUCGCGCGUUUGGAAAACAGGGACCAUAAAAUGCAGAAAGCAGCCAUGGCAUCCGCGAAUAUGUGGACAUGACUUAACUGUCAAUGCGCGACGCGCGCUCAGAUGACUCGGUCUCGUGGCGUGGUAUUUAAAUCAACUUUAAAUUCGGUCAAACACACGCACAACGUACGAGAAUCCUCACACCGGAUACUGAGAGGAAAUCGGUAUUCAAGCUAGGAGAAAUAGAGCAGGCGAAUAGAGCAGAGGUGAAACAAGUUUCCCUGAAGUCGGCUCGAGCACGUAGCUCUCGCUCGGCCGACGCGUUAUAGUUAUGGUUUGAGGGACGCGUAAAAUGCUACUGAGGAAUUUCCCGUUCCAAUGGAUCUUGGUGUCGAUCUUCAUCGUCGUGAUAAUCUACCUGCGACUGCGAAUAUGCCAACUGGAGGAGAGCUACAGAUCGCUGCACGAUGCUGUCAUGCAAGCGCAAAUUGAUAUUAGGGACGAGACGCACGAUUCCCUGGAGACAACACACGGCAAUGGGGCUUUUGACGACAUCGUCGUGAUAUAUAACAGGGUGCCGAAAACUGCCUCCACUAGUUUCGUGGGACUAGUUUACGACUUGUGCAAGCAGAACAAAUAUCAUGUGUUGCACAUCAACGUGACCAAUAAUAUGCACACUCUUACUCUCAACAAUCAGGUUCAAUUUGCAAACAACAUAUCAAACUGGGACAUUAUCAAACCAGCAUUUUACCAUGGACAUAUGGCAUUUUUAAAUUUUGAGAAAUUUGGUAUUAAACGUACACCUUUGUAUAUAAAUUUAUUGAGGAAACCUUUAGAGAGAUUUGUAUCUUAUUAUUACUUCUUGAGAUAUGGAGAUAAUUUUAGACCAUAUCUAGUAAGAAAGAAACAUGGAGAUACAAAGACAUUUGACGAGUGCAUAAAUAUUGGUCAACCUGACUGUGAUCCAAAUAAUAUGUGGCUGCAAAUUCCAUUUUUGUGUGGCCAUGAUCCAGCUUGCUGGGAAGUUGGUAAUAGCUGGGCAUUAGAAGAAGCCAAACGAAAUUUACAAAAGCAUUACUUCUUGGUUGGUGUGACAGAGGAGUUAAAUGACUUUGUGGAAAUAUUGGAAAAUGUAUUACCACGAUUCUUCAAAGGAGCAUAUAAUUUCUUUUUGCAUAACAACAAAUCACACUUACGACAAACUACUCAAAAACUCAACCCGUUACCCGAGACAGUGGAAAAGAUUCAGCAGUCUGUUGUGUGGAGAAUGGAAAACGAAUUGUAUAAUUUCGCCCUGGAACACUUUCAUGCUGUGAAGAGACGGCUCCUAAAUGCUUCCCCUCAAGACGCAAAUCAACGUUUUAUGUAUGAAAAGAUACGGCCGAAAUAAAUCUACUUUUUUACAUAAAACUUUA
Harpegnathos saltator (Jerdon's jumping ant) is the source of this 1479-nucleotide messenger RNA. Its product is annotated as heparin sulfate O-sulfotransferase. The record is from RefSeq and is a predicted model, not a curated record. Gene Ontology annotation, cellular component: membrane. The transcript is spliced from 7 exons. The coding region runs from base 417 to 1454 and encodes 345 amino acids. Lineage: Eukaryota; Metazoa; Arthropoda; Insecta; Hymenoptera; Formicidae. Gene Ontology annotation, molecular function: heparan sulfate 2-sulfotransferase activity.